AUGGCCCUGCAGAUGACGAUGUCCCGCGCCUGCGGCCUGGCCGGCUCGAGACCUAGUAAGGCGCAUGGUCACCAGGCGGUGCCCGCCGCGCGGCUCGCGGCGCCGAGGCUGCUGCCGGCGCUGGCCAAGGACGGCCACGCCAGGGCGAGUCUCGUGGCCAAAUGCGAAAAUGGGGGCGAUGAGGGGCAGGCGACGAGCGUGAAGCCGAGUGCUGACUUCGUGACGGAUGAGGACUUUGAGGAGGUUGUGCUCAAGAGCCCCGUGCCCGUUUUGGUGGACUUCUGGGCGCCGUGGUGCGGCCCCUGCCGCAUGAUUGCUCCACUUAUUGAUGAACUGCAAAUGGAAUACGGCGACAAGAUACGAUGCGUUAAGCUCAACACUGACGAGGAUCCCAGCAUUGCCACUCAAUAUGGCAUCAGGAGUAUACCAACAGUAAUUGUGUUCAAAGGAGGCAAGAAGAUGGAUACAGUAAUCGGUGCAGUGGCCAAGUCCACUCUGCAGUCAACUAUUGAGCGGUUUGUUGACUGA
Messenger RNA from Ostreobium quekettii, 528 nucleotides. NCBI's taxonomy places the organism in Eukaryota, Viridiplantae, Chlorophyta, Ulvophyceae, Bryopsidales, Ostreobiaceae. The record is from the annotation of a GenBank genome assembly.